Molecule: messenger RNA, 2605 nt
Organism: Haliaeetus leucocephalus (bald eagle)
Lineage: Eukaryota; Metazoa; Chordata; Aves; Accipitriformes; Accipitridae
Gene: RECQL
Product: RecQ helicase-like
Exons: 15
Coding region: 133-2118 (661 amino acids)
Biological process (GO): double-strand break repair via homologous recombination
Cellular component (GO): chromosome; cytoplasm
Molecular function (GO): four-way junction helicase activity; 3'-5' DNA helicase activity; ATP binding
Source: RefSeq, a predicted model, not a curated record
UUUUUUUUCUUUUGAAGGUGGCUUCUCAGGGUUUUUAUGGCCGGAUGGGGGAUUUUUUUACCUGGUUAAACUACCACUAAGUUGCUCGGUUAAAUAAGGCCUCCUAAGGAUAACAUUCUGUAAUCUCCAAAGAUGACAGCUGUUGCAGUGCUAGAGGAGGUACUGGCUUCCAUUGAAAAUGAGCUGCAAGCGGUGGAGAUGCAGAUUCAGGAACUUGUGGAUAAACAGCAGGAACUCAUUCAAAAGAAGAUGAGAGUAAAGAGUCUGAUAAAGCAGUCCUCAGGAGACUUGGAGGCAGGUGGAAGUAAAGAGAUGGAAACCUCAGCCGAGGCAUGGAACAAAAAAGAUUUUCCAUGGUAUGAGAAGAUAAAAACUGCACUGCAGGGCAAAUUUAAACUCCAGAAGUUUAGGUCCUUGCAACUUGAAACAGUAAAUGCUGCAAUGGCAGGAAAGGAUAUAUUUCUUGUCAUGCCUACAGGUGGUGGAAAGAGCCUUUGCUAUCAGUUACCAGCUGUGUGUUCUGAAGGUUUCACACUCGUGAUAUGUCCUUUGAUAUCACUUAUGGAAGAUCAACUCAUGGUUUUGGAACAGCUUGGUAUUUCUGCAACUUUAUUAAAUGCCUCAAGCAGUAAGGAGCAUGUGAAGUGGGUUCAUACCGAAAUGCUAGACAGAAAUUCACAACUGAAGCUCAUUUACGUGACCCCGGAGAAGAUUGCAAAAAGCAAAAUGUUCAUGUCAAAGCUAGAGAAAGCUUAUCAAGCAGGGUGUCUUGCUCGCAUUGCUGUAGAUGAAGUCCAUUGCUGUAGUCAGUGGGGCCAUGACUUCAGGCCUGACUACAAGUCUCUUGGUAUCUUGAAAAGACAGUUUCCCAAUGCUCCCUUGAUUGGAUUGACAGCAACUGCUACAAAUCAUGUUUUAAAGGAUGCUCAGAAAAUUUUGCAUGUUCAGAAGUGCAUUACCUUUACUGCUUCUUUCAACCGGCCCAAUCUUUACUAUGAGGUUCGUCAUAAGCCUUCAAAUAAUGAAGAUUUCAUUGAGGACAUAGUUAAGGUCAUUAAUGGAAGAUACAAAGGACUCUCAGGAAUUGUUUAUUGUUUUUCUCAGAAGGAUUCUGAGCAAGUUACUAUGAGUUUGCAGAAACUGGGAAUCAAGGCAGGGACUUACCAUGCAAACAUGGAUGCUAAAUGUAAGACCAAAGUUCAUAAAGGAUGGGCAGCGAAUCAAAUCCAGGUUGUGGUGGCGACUGUUGCUUUUGGCAUGGGAAUUGAUAAACCUGAUGUGAGGUUUGUAAUUCAUCAUUCUAUGAGCAAGUCCAUGGAGAACUACUACCAAGAGAGUGGACGUGCAGGUAGAGAUGACCAAAAAGCUGAUUGCAUUUUGUACUAUGGCUUUGGAGAUAUAUUCAGAAUCAGCUCAAUGGUAGUGAUGGAAAACGUAGGGCAAGAGAAGCUGUACGAUAUGGUGUCUUACUGCCAGAAUAUGAGCAAGUGUCGCCGGGUCCUCAUAGCCCAUCAUUUUGAUGAAGUAUGGGAUUCUGCAAACUGCAACAGAAUGUGUGAUAACUGCUGUAGAGAGAGCUCAUGUGAGAAAAUGGAUGUAACAGGAUACUGCAGGGAUCUAAUCAAGAUACUUGAACAAGCUGAAAACAUGAGUGAGAAACUCACACCACUGAAAUUAAUUGAUGCGUGGUCUGGGAAAGGUGUAUCAAAAUUCAGGGUGGCUGAAGUUACUCCACCAAAGCACCCUCGAGAGGAACUGGAGAGAGUUAUUGCCCAUUUACUGCUGCAGCAGUAUCUGAAGGAAGACUUCAGCUUCACGGCAUUCGCUACAAUAUCCUACCUGAAGAUAGGACCAAAAGCACAUCUGCUGAAAAACGACGCACAUGUCAUAACUAUAGAAGGGAUAACAAACAAGAAAAGUGUUUACAAGGACAAAGCAUCUCAAUCUUCGAAUUCAAAAGGAAGCAGAGAAAGUGCUCAGAAUAUUUCAAAGACUGUGCAGGACUCAGUGGUGAAGAAGGCACAGGAACAUAAACGGCCUAACUGUGGUUCGAACUUAAAAGCAAAGAAGCUUAAGCUUCAGGCAGGUGGAGAUGACCAACCAGUGGUUCUUGACUGAGUUUCACAGACUACGUUUAGGAUCUAAUCUUGUUUGCUUCUCCAUGGACAACGCAGUGUGUAAGUUCAGUUUGUGUUUUAGUAAUGGUACCUUUUGUGCAUUUUUUAAAUAAAAAACUAACAGGGCAACAAGUAUAUUUAAAACCCUCAAAUCUAGAAAAAGUCUAGUAGUCGAGGGGAAAAUGCUUCAUAUCAAAAUAACUGGUGCAUUAUCUUUUGAUACAGCAAUGACUACAAAAUGUAAAUAAUUACCAUGUUGCCUUUCUAAGUCUUUUGGAAGCAUAGUGUGUAGUAACACUACUGCAGAAUCAACAAGCUGGAAGGGACUUCCAGAGAUCAUUUAGUUCAAUCUCCUGCUCAAAGCAGGUCCAGUUGGAAGAGGGUGCUGAGGAUUGUGUCCAGUUAAGUUUUGACCAUCCCCACAACCCCUCUCAAUACCUGUUCCAGUGUUUGACCACCUUCAUGACCAAAAAAAGGAAAAAGGACGU